Messenger RNA from Linum tenue, 1488 nucleotides. NCBI's taxonomy places the organism in Eukaryota, Viridiplantae, Streptophyta, Magnoliopsida, Malpighiales, Linaceae. The record is from the annotation of a GenBank genome assembly.
CUUUGAACAAUAUCUUAUAGCUUCAUCUCCCUUGUGCCCAAAACUCCAUCCUUUUAUCUCUUGGCUCGAAAUUACUCUCAUUUUCUUCUCAUAGAACUACACAAACAUCAAACGAUGGUCGAGCCAGCAACCGACACUAAGUCGGCUGUGAGAACGGUCGCGUUGUUGAAAGAUGAGCUCGACAUCGUGAUCCCAACCAUUAGAAACUUGGAUUUCUUGGAGAUGUGGAGGCCAUUCUUUGAGCCUUACCAUUUGAUCAUUGUUCAGGAUGGUGAUCCUACCAAGACCAUCAAGGUUCCCGAUGGUUUCGACUACGAGCUCUACAAUCGGAACGAUAUAAACAAGAUUCUCGGCCCUAAGGCCUCGUGUAUCUCGUUCAAGGACUCUGCGUGCCGUUGCUUUGGUUAUAUGGUGUCCAAGAAGAAGUACAUCUUCACCAUUGAUGACGAUUGCUUUGUCGCCAAGGAUCCUACAGGAAAGGCAAUCAAUGCUCUUGAGCAACACAUCAAGAAUUUGCUCUGCCCCUCAACUCCAUUCUUUUUCAAUACCCUAUACGACCCUUUCAGAGAAGGAGCAGAUUUCGUUCGAGGGUACCCUUUCAGCCUUAGGGAGGGUGUGCCAACUGCAGUCUCUCAUGGCCUCUGGUUGAACAUUCCCGAUUACGAUGCACCUACUCAACUCGUCAAACCUCUCGAGAGAAACACUAGGUAUGUGGAUGCUGUGAUGACCAUUCCCAAGGGCACCUUGUUCCCAAUGUGUGGUAUGAAUUUGGCCUUCCAUCGUGAGUUGAUUGGCCCUGCAAUGUACUUUGGUCUCAUGGGCGAUGGCCAGCCGAUCGGUCGAUACGAUGAUAUGUGGGCUGGUUGGUGUAUCAAGGUGAUUUGCGAUCACCUAGGGCUUGGGGUGAAGACUGGUCUUCCAUACAUCUACCACAGCAAGGCUAGCAACCCAUUUGUGAACUUGAGGAAAGAGUACAAGGGCAUCUUCUGGCAAGAAGAGAUCAUACCAUUUUUCCAAGCUGUGUCACUUCCAAAGGAUUGUACAACUGUUCAGAAGUGUUAUAUUGAGCUAGCCAAGAUGGUGAAGGACAAGCUUGGCAAAAUUGACCCUUACUUUGAUAAGUUGGCUGAUGCCAUGGUGACUUGGAUCGAUGCUUGGGACGAGCUUAACCCAAUUGGGGCUGCCAAUAAGGGCAAAAAAGCUUAAUUUUCUUUGAACCAUUUUGAUUAAUUAGUCUCAAUUUUUGUUUUCCCCUUUCCUUCUCUUGAAUUCAAUCUCUCUUUGAUCUUUUUUAAAAUUCACUUUUCUUCUUCACACUUGGGAGAUAAGAAGUUGAUAGGACUUGGCCCAUCUUAUGAGUUUAUGUAACUUCCUAUUGUUUGAUGUGUGUAAGGAUUUGAAAUAAUAAAAUUGUUGUUGUGGUUUAAUGCCUUUUUCAACUGUUUUAUUAUUCGAACAUUCUAACUUCUAAGGGUUGAGGUUUGUAGG